ACAGACGACUGUGCACUAGUUCGGACGUCAAUAUUUUAUGGCGGGCGAUGGCGUGGGCAUUACCGCACAGGUGCUAAAACGGCAACUUCGUUAAUAUGUUCCUACUAGAAUUGAGAAUGUCGACGGCUCGCUACUGCCAAUAAAACAUGGCGCAAAGAUCAGACGUGCACAUAGCACGGUGGCUUGAGGAAGAUAGAGAAGAAGACUUUAUCGACGGGCCAGCAGGUUCUGAUGAUGACCUGGAUCAUCUUGAAGAGCAGUUAUAUAGCACUACAAGUGAAUACGGGAGUGGAGCCGACGAUGACACAGACAUGGAUGAUCUGGACUGGGAAACUGUCUUCAAUGCAAUUGAAGGACCUAGUUCCAGCUUCAAUUUAGGUCUAGAAGGCACUAAGUGGAUGAAGGACCCUGUGGAUGAGAGAGUCCAAUUACAAAGGGAAAUCAACCCAAAAAUUGUACCAGGGCCUAAAGAUUUUGCAAAAACGAGAAAAACCCCAUCAGAAUGUUUUGAUUUGUUCUUUGAUGAAAGUAUUAUUUACAUGAUUGCAAAAUUUACAAAUGAAAGAAUCAUUAAAGAACAGAAAAAGUUCGCAAGAGAGAGAGAUGCUAAACUGACUGACGAAGUAGAAAUAUAUGCACUGCUAGGUAUUCUGUUCCUCAGUGGAAACUUAAAAACAAGCCGAGAAAACUUCUUGCAACUAUUCGAAUCCAGAAGAGGAAUUGGGAUGGAAGCCAUUUACCUGGCAAUGAGUUCUCAAAGAUAUAGGUUUCUAAUGAAGAAUCUUCGUUUCAACGAUCCUGCCACUGAACGCAUAACUGAAGAUAAAAUGGCACCAAUAAGGGUGUUAUUCCAAAUUGUUGUAAACAAUUUUCAGAAGCAUUUCACACCCAGUCAUGAGCUUAACUUGGGGGAACUACUGACUCCUUAUAAAGGACGAUGUGUAUUCCGACAGCACAUGCCGAAGAAAGCUGUUAAAUAUGGCAUCAAAAUGUUUGCAUUAGCAGACUGCCAGUAUCCGUACACUUACAAUUUGGAAUUGUACGUGGGUGAUAAUCCUGGACUAUAUGAUGUUAGUAAUACUAAGGUAGACAUUGUAGUGCGAAUGACUGACCCAAUCCAAGGGGAAUAUCGCAAUGUUACGAUGAAUAAUUGGUUCACGUCUUUGAUGGCUGGCGAAGCCUUGUUUGACAAAAAAAUUACAAUAGUUGGAGCAGUGAAACCAAAUAACAAAGAAGUGCCAAGAGUAUUCAGAACAAUCAAAGAUAAAGCUUUAUAUUCUUCGCAUUUUGGAUUUUGUCACGUUGCUGCUCUCGUCCAAUACAUUUGCAAGCCUGAUAAAGCUAUUCUUGUGAUGUCAACAAAGCAUUGUCAGGGUUACAUCAAUAUAAACUCUGGUGAUCAACUGAAGCCAGAAAUCUUGGUUUAUUACAAUCGAACGAAAAAUGCGGUAGAAACUAUUGACAAAAUGUGUUCAAAGAAUGAUGUAACGAGGAAUUCUCGUCGCUGGCCGCUGACUAUAUUGUUUCGUUUGCUGAACAUAGCCGCUAUAAACGCAUUGUGUGUGCUAACAAUAAACAGAGGGCAGGAGAGAAGCGUGCGCCGGGAGUUUCUAACUGAACUAGCGCUCAGCAUGAUAAAGCCGUUGGUGCAAAGAAGAAUGUACACAGACAACAUACCGAAGAUAAUAAAACAAAAGAUGUGCGAGUUAUUGAAUAUGCCCAUACCGCUGGAUGUGGAAUUGAACAUAGAAUUGAAUGAUAAGCCUUCAACGUGUGGUCGCAAUGGGCCUCGUGGAAGAUGCCAUAUCUGUAGACGAGCUCACAUGAACAAAACUACUCGAGAAGUUUGCGUGAUCUGCACGAAAUUUACUUGUUUUGAACACAGUAAAUACAUGUGCACCAAUUGCUUCAUUAGACAUACCAAGUAAUUUUUAUAUUAUGUUUAAGUCGUCAAUGAUACUUGAUGUGAUUGUGAUUGUAAAGGGCCAAAGUGAUUUAAUAUUUGGACUGCCUAAUUUUAAAAAUAUGUUAAUCGUAUUAAAUACUAGUUGAACUACAGCGUUGUGCGCAUAUUAUAAGACUUAUUAAUACUCAUACGAAUAGGUUAAGUGUGGACAAAAACGUCCUUUCAGUGAAAAUUUUAAAAAUGUAUCACUGAUUCAAUGCAAUUAUCUUGAGUAAACUCAUGUAUCACUAUUUUAGUGUAGUAGGUAUCACGUUGUGAUUUAUUUAAUAAAGACAAGUUUGGAACU
Molecule: messenger RNA, 2252 nt
Organism: Helicoverpa armigera (cotton bollworm)
Lineage: Eukaryota; Metazoa; Arthropoda; Insecta; Lepidoptera; Noctuidae
Product: piggyBac transposable element-derived protein 4
Exons: 2
Coding region: 147-1928 (593 amino acids)
Source: RefSeq, a predicted model, not a curated record